Anopheles coluzzii is the source of this 10889-nucleotide messenger RNA. RefSeq names its product serine/threonine-protein phosphatase rdgC (gene rdgC). The record is from RefSeq and is a predicted model, not a curated record. Gene Ontology annotation, cellular component: cytosol; nucleus. Bases 415 to 3048 code for a protein of 877 amino acids. Lineage: Eukaryota; Metazoa; Arthropoda; Insecta; Diptera; Culicidae. The transcript is spliced from 11 exons. Gene Ontology annotation, molecular function: protein serine/threonine phosphatase activity; protein binding; calcium ion binding.
GGGAUGCGAAACAGGUCGAUUCGGAAGACAUCGGUUCGCUUUGCCCGCCAGUUGGAAACGGUCGGUCGUCGGGUACGCACGCGGAUGCAACCCGCUCUACUGUGACUGUGUGCGCCCGUUGGAUGAGCAAAGCGCGUGUGUGCUAGUGGUGCCAAGUGAAUUAAAGCACAGUGAAGGUUUAGUAUGUAGUGGUGAAUGUGUAACAAAAAAAAAUGCCAACAAAGUGCACACGAAGCGCGAGUAAUAAUAAUUGAAUUUUCAUCAACCACCAUCAACCGAGCGAAGGGUUGAAACAAGGAUCGAAAGUGGUAGUGGAAGGUGCAAGCGGAUAACGUGUAAUCAAACAACGACCAAACAGCGUGUGUGCGAUGACGGUGUGCUAGUGGUUGCGGCAUCAUCGGUGGUAGUGCGUGAAUGCGGAACCAGACACAAUCGAAGCGCCGAGCAGAAAUUAACCCGAGUCACCCGAGCAAGCAAGCGAGCACGUUCCACACGAGAGGAAGCGGGUUGGGGAAGCAGAAGGUCACGAAGAUGCUUCGCAACUGUGGGUGUUUUCAGCGGGCUCGGCGUAGCUCCAGCUUCGAGGACUCGUCCUCCUGCCGGUCGUCCGAGAUCGAGCGGGGCGGCGAGAUGACACCGCACAGUGGCAGCCUGCUGAAGCUGUUCACCUCGAAGGGCUGGUGCAGACAGUGGCGCAAGAGUGGCCGGGGCAUGAGCAUGACCAAGAUUGAAAGAACAAUGAAGGCGGCCAUUCUUAUACAGCGCUGGUAUCGGCGGUUUCUAGCCCGGAUCGAGAUUCGGCGGCGUUACACGUGGACCAUCUUCCAGAGUAUCGAAUAUGCGGGCGAACAGGACCAAGUACGGCUGUACAACUUUUUCAACGCACUACUUACGCACAUUCCAGAGACCGCCGGACGUCCGCUGGACUCGCAAAACACAUCCCGCUCGUCGUCCGCAGAGGCACUGAAUAUGAAAUUUUCCGACGAAUCGGACGAUCUAGCCGACGAGGGUAUUACCGGACCGGAGCGUGGCUACCAAGGGCCAGAUAUCAAGUUCCCGCUCGACAAGAAGGAGCUCGAGGUGAUCAUCGAUCUGUUCCGGAAGAAGAAAAACCGCCUGCACGCGAAGUACGUGGCGGGGAUACUGCGGGAAGCGACGUCGAAGCUGAAACGGUUGCCAAAUUUAAACCAGGCGUCGACCGCCAUCUCCAAACAGGUGACGAUCUGUGGUGAUCUGCACGGGAAGCUGGACGAUCUGCUGGUCGUGUUUCAUAAGAACGGACUGCCAUCGCCGGAGAACCCGUACGUGUUCAAUGGGGACUUCGUGGACCGGGGUAAGAAAGGGCUGGAGGUGCUGCUGCUGCUGCUCUGCACGUUUCUGGUGUUUCCGGGCGGCGUGUUUCUCAACCGGGGCAACCACGAGGACACGGUCAUGAACGCUCGGUACGGCUUCAUCCGGGAGGUGCACCAGAAGUACAAACACAACGCCGAAAGACUGCUGAAGCUCAUCGACGAGGUGUACCGGUGGCUUCCGUUAGGGACGAUAGUGAACAACCGUGUGCUGGUCGUGCACGGCGGCAUUUCCGACUCGACCGAUCUCGAUCUCAUCCGCAGCCUGGACCGUGGAAAGUAUAUAUCACUAUUGCGGCCACCCAUCACCGAAAGUACCGCCCCGGGCGCUGAAAUCAUCGAUAAGGUGGAAUGGAAACAGGUGUUCGACAUACUGUGGAGCGACCCGCAGCACACCGAGGGCUGCCGGCCGAACUCGUUGCGCGGAGCGGGCACCUACUUCGGACCGGACGUCACUAGCAAGUUCCUACAGCGCUACAAGCUCCAGUAUCUCGUCCGCUCGCACGAAUGCAAACCGGACGGGCAUGAGAUAAUGCAUGGUGGCAAGGUCAUUACUAUCUUCUCCGCAUCGAACUACUACGAGAUUGGCUCGAACAAGGGUGCCUAUCUGAAGCUGGAUCCGCAGCUGGACACGCACUUCGUGAUGUACACGGCGGCCGCCUCCAAAACGCGCAAGCUCACGUUCCGCCAGCGGGUGGGGCUGGUGGAAAGCUCGGCCCUGCGGGAGCUGGCAGCGAAGCUGCGCGAGCGGCGGAUAGAGCUGGAGCGGGAGUUCAAGUCGCGCGAUCCGGAAAACAAGGGUGUGCUGCCGCUAGCCAAGUGGUGCGAGGCGCUGGAGAGCGCCACCAGCCUCGGUUUGCCGUGGCGAAUGCUGAAGGAUAAGCUUGCACCCGCCGAUAAUCCCACUGCCAGUACGGUCGCAACGGUGACGGAAGUCAGCUACCGGAAGACGCUGCAUCUACUCGACACGGACUCAUUCAAAUCGGCCCAAAACGGUACCACCUCCGUGGCGGAAUCGCUGUACAAAAACAAGAGCAGCCUGGAAGCGAUCUUCCGCAUACUGGACAAGGACAACUCGGGCCAGAUCUCGCUGGAGGAGUUCGGCGAGGCGUGCGAGCUGCUGCGGCGCCACUUCCCGCACAACACGCACGAACAGCUGCUCGACAUGUGUCGCAUGAUGGACAUCAACAAGGACGGGCUGGUCGAUCUGAACGAGUUCCUGGAAACGUUCCGGCUGUGCGAGAACGCCAAGGAGCAGCUGCUGAUGAGCCUCGAGGAGCGCGCGAUAGCGGAGAGCAACGGGAACGGGUCGGGCAGUGCGCUCGACACCAUUGAUCUGCAGCCGUCGGGCCCGGCGGCGGCGGCGGACCGAAAGAAGGACGGCCUGCCAGACAGGAAUGGGAACUGUGCGGCCAAGACUGCCAGGGAGGACUGCCAGGGCAAGACGGAUGGGCGCCGGCGGAGCAAGAAGCGUGCGAGCGGCAAGCGAGCCAACAACGGGCCGGAGAACGGGGCGCCGGAAGCGGACGAGGACACGGACGACUACGAAGACUACGAGGCAAACGAGCCGGAGGAGGGCGAGAGCAGGGAGAAGAGCGCCGGCCCAGUGAACGGUACAGUUAUAAGCGCAUCCAACACUGCCGCUGUCGCUAAUAGCACCGCCAACGGUGACACUCACAAGGACACCAUCGUCGCCUAAACGGGGCACAGGCUUAUGAGUGUUUCUUUUCCUAUCUCUCUCUUUCUCUGUGUGGAUGUGUUCGUAUGUGUGUGUGUGUGCGUGUUUGCGUGUAUGUGAUUCCGAUCUCCAAAGUACCUCCUCCAAGUUUGUUGCUGUGUUUCUAUCGCUCCUCUACCUUCCCAUCUCACUGUACACUGUUUGUAUCCGGCGUUUAGUACCGUGACUCCAAGUGCGAUGGAACUUGGAAAACAAGUUCCAAGAUUCAGAAGGAUUUGAUCAGUGGAAUUGAGCGUUACCUGAAAGAAGGAGAGAAAGGGAAGUGAACGUGAGGCAGAAGAGGUAAAAGGUUUCCCGCACAUUCUUCCGGCCCUCGUACGGUUGCCCACCGUUGCACACUUUACAGUUUACAGGCAGCGUGUUUGACCCAGCAGUACUACAACAAGAUGAAGCUGUCAAGGAGUUUUACAACAACAGUGGUGGCUUUGGUUUUGACACAUGGCUUCUCAUUAAGCUCACCUGUUGGCUUAUGGGUUAGCAGCAGUACCGGAUCAGGUAGGAGCACACAGAGCUUUAACACAACAAUGUUUAAGAUUGUAAAAGGGACAGCUACAUCUACAUCUCAACAUCUCGUUGAGCGGUGGAUUACUCUGCAUAGUGGAUUACCCUUUUUCAUUCAAACAGUAGGUACGUUCAAGCUUUUUAUUUUUCUAUCCUUGCUUCAUGUUACCUUCAUGCUGAUUGCACAUUUAGUGUUACGUUACCGUUUACUUUUACGACAAUCGUACUACAAGUUUUAUUGAUAGUCUGGUGUAAAACAGUAAUGUUUAAUCAUUGAAUCGUUGUAGAUGUAAAUUGGCUUCUCGAACUUCAUCUACAAAAUGUCUAUUCCUUCUCAGAAGGUUAAAGGCUGUUCGCUCUUUUAAACGUGGUUAAUAUCCUCAUCAAUGGUCUGAUGAAUUGAUACUCUUUUUUUCAUAAAUUUAGGAGUGAGGAACUACUUUCAAAAAUACUUUUGGCAACAAUUUAAUGUAAUCAGUGAAGUGAGUUUUGUGUUGAAUGGCAAGACUUUUCCUAAGGUAGGUAAAACUUUUCCCGUCAAUCAAAUACUUAAGCUGACUUAUAAAGAAAUACGUUACUCAGACAGCUUAUUCAUUACAAAUAUCUUUUGUAGUAUGAGGAAGCAUCCUUCUCUCUGUCAAGUAUAUGCAAACGAAAACUUUCAACGUUAAAUUAAAUGCAACAUCCUGCAAGCAAGUUCUUCCAUCAUGAAUGAACGGACCUGUACCGAACAGCCGGUAAGGAACAGACAGACUUAUGUAUUUGAUUUCCUCAAAACUCCCUCAAACCGAUAGGAGCAGUGUUGAAUUUCUCUAGGCAUGUAAUUCAACCUUGUAUGCACAGAAAUGUAUUCGAUUUUGUAGGGUAUGUUCAGUGGCCAGGUGUGUGUCUGAUUUUUGCCGUUACUGGCGAUCACUGCCACCAUACAUGUCUUGUUAGUGAAAAGACUCCUACCUUCGACGCUGAAGUGGAACGAAGCGUCAAUCACUGUCAGUGGCGUUAAAGGAAGGAUUUCUGAAAAAGUUCAUUUUGCCAAGUGUAUCGAUGCUUGAAAUGUUUUACAUAUUCACAACCACUAUUUUAUUUGGCGUGUUAUGUGGUAGUGUAGUGUCCAACCGGAGCUUUAAGAGUGAGGGGUUCAUAUUACUAAACGAGUGUAAAACACAAGUUGAAGUAUGGAUUGAUAUUGUGCUUAUUUAUGACCUCUAACCAAAUAAAGCAUUGAAAUGAAUGAAAAAGGCAUCAGGAAUUUAAGGAUCGAGCUCUGAGAAUGAUGUUGUGUUGCGUAAAACAAACCAAGCAAGUAGCAACACAAAGCAAAAAUGCACACCUGAGACAUGGAAAUGGCACCCAAUCUAGCACUUUCUGACACAAUCCAUUACGGCUAGAGUAAUUAACCUGGAGUAGCAAGUGUGUGUGUGUAUGCUUUGUGAUGCCCCAUCACUCAACACGUGUGUGCCAUGCUGCCAACAUCACUAAGGGGAACGGGAAGCGAAUAAUUGCGAUUAGCCAGGGAGUGGAAAGACAAAGACCCACUUAACUCAUUCACAAACACACACACACACACCGUCACACGUUUUCGGAAGGAGAGAGCAUGCUCAAGUUUUUGCUUCAUUUCCGGCUGUAAUCAACUGGAUAAAUGGCACUUUUUCCUGCUCCAAACCCAUGAUGUGGGUGCUGGGUGCGUUUGCCGGUGUGGGCGAAAGCGUUAUUCAUCGCAGCGCCGCGUGGUACAUUUUGUUCAUCGAGUCGGUAAGGUUUUUCAGAAUGUGUACUUGGUUGCUCGAUGCUGUGUAAUGGUACUGGUACGCAUGCACCAAUGCGGUAGAAGCGUUUGCUGAUUAGCAGUUGAUAGACAGGUGACCAUAAAAGCAUUACUCCAACGUCGUUAGCCGUUGCGAAACUGGUGAAGUGCUAAAUGACUUCAAUUAACGCUAGGCUGUAAGUAAAGGUACAUGCAAUAGUUGUGUGCCAUACUAGGUGUCAUUUGUUCCCACUUUUCUCGUUAUAUUUGGUUACCAUUAUAGCUCGAUGUCACAGAACGUUUCAUUAACCUUUCGUGUUUGAUUAACGGACUUUUUGCGUAUUUUCAUUUCAUCCAUUCAGCUUCAUCCCCGAUAUCAAAUCAUCGUUCUUCUCGCUCACAACAGAAUUGAAAGGCCACUUUCUUGCUUGCCUGUCCCCCCCCCCUCCUCCUCCAUCCCAAACAGUCACAAUACUUAAUGUGUGCACUUUAGUAGCGUCUCUUUCUGCAGGCUACAGCGCUGUUCUUCUUAAUGUCAUUAACGUCAAUAAUGUGUCACUUUACUGGCUGCGUGUAUGCGAAUGGGCCACUCUCACUUGCCAUCAUCAUCAUCAUCCUCCUUCAAGUCUCCGGCAGCAACACAACAACAAUGCCACCGAGCGUUGAGAAGAAAGCAGUGAACGCCGAAGCUCCUGCUUGCCUCCGGGGUGGCAAGGGCCACGUACCGUCUCGGCAUCGGUUUUGAUUCUUAUACUUUAUUAUUUCUCAUCCAUUUUUACUGGCUCGAUUCUGGUCGCCCGAAUCGUUGGCUGUUUAAAUGACACUGAGUGUGUGAAAGUGUGUGUGUGUGCGUGUGAUAAAUGUUCAUACAGCCAUUAGAUAAAGAUUUUAUGAAGGAGAGUAAAAGCAGAAGCGUUGUCAUUACAUUGCCUUAACUUGUCGAACAGUGUGGCAUUGUUGGGCUGGUGCUGAAAGGUUAAAAUAAUGUCUCUGAAUUUCGGUGUGCAUUAUUCGCGCUUCAAGUUUAAAUCGAUUAGAGAGCAUUUAUGGAAGUGAGCUUUUGCGUUGGAAGCGUGGGGUGACAUUAUCGUUGCCUUUGACAAUGGUUAGAAGCCAUUGAGUGCAUUUGAUUUUAAUUAAAUUCAAUGGAUGAAUUCGUUUGAACGUAGAGAGAACAUGUUUCCACGAAGAGGAACAUUCAAUCUAGAGUGUUCUGUGCUGCUGCUAACAUAAUUCAUUUUGGAGCUUCUUUUCAAGCAUAAUUUUGAGAUUGAAAGCAAACAUUAAUCUCAAAUAUAAUGUCUUCAAACAUCUAAAAUUAUAUAAACUAACAAAAUUAAUUAUUUUUAAAGUUUAUUAACAAUUUAUUUUUUAAAUUUUCCGAAAGCUUUCCGUUGAGCUUUUUUGCUAUGAAGCACCAGGCUUCUCCAUCGAGCGCAUCAAAACAGGGGGUUUAAUAUUUUUAUCGCUUCAAAAGCAUCAAAAAGGUCACACACACACUCCAAUUCCCCGGAUGGAUGUUAAAAAAACAUUUCAACGAAAUCGAAAUAUUGUUCCCUGCACGAUCCAAUUUUCCUAGGAACGAUAAAACCGAAACCAACCCGACCUGGUUUGCCCCGUUUUUCAAGCACCAAAGUAGUAGAUCCACUUCACUUAAGUGUCGUAAAAUGCUGCUGGUAUUAUUUUCUGAGCACUUUCCUUCCUUCAUACACGAUAUUGUAAACUUUCUGUUCCUGGUACAAUGGCGCUACAUCCUAUUUGAGCGUGGUUCAGAUUAUUUUUUGGUAUUUGAAAUUCAGAAAUACCCUUCUGCCCCUGCUGCUUUUCGUAAUCAGAAAGCUGAUUACGGUGUGAAAGUUUCCGUUUCGGCCAACGUGUACUACCUGCGCUUUUCUCUUAGCCGGCGGGCUAAGAUCAAAGCUCGCACAAUCACACCAGCGUGCCAAAUGUGAUUUGUACGGUACGGCACGUGCCGAGCGUUGGUGCAGAUGGCAAAACUUUGCCUCUAAAUGGUUGUGGUUUUUUGAUUUUCCCUUUUAUCUGACUUUUUGGAAGAAUGGAAGGAAAGAAUGUGGCCCGUUUCCGGAGGCAAGGGCACGACACAUUCCAAAAACCAGUGCAGGAAAGACAGGAAGUAUAGCAGCUGUUGUGAGCUAAAACCGGGUGAAAAAAGAACGUUGAAAAGGAAAGUGAAGAAAUAAUUUGGUUGGAAGGUUAGGUUUCCCUUUUUUUGCAUUACUUCUUUAACGCGAAAUAAUGUGACAGUGGUGUGAAUAGUCCACACACAUACACAUACACACAGGCAAAGAAGUGACACCAAGUGAAUGUAAAGUAUGCAAACAGAGAAAAUAAAAUUAUUCUCAGCCGUUUGGUAGGUUGAAUAUUGAAUCGGAGGUGAUUUUUGCUCCCUUUCUUCAUACAGUUUCACAUUGCAGAUUCACUUUCUUCGAAAUGAGAAAUGAGAAGCAACAUCCAUUCUCAUUACAGUUCAUUACUGCUUAACAUAGCAAAGGUUUUUUUUUUUUUUUUUUUUUUUUUUUAUCUAAAUUAACUGACUCGUGAAGGUGAAAAUUAGAUGGCAGCUUCAUUUCUGGUGACCUUGAAGGAGGAGGAACAUGUUGGUGCAUUUUGUUUCUUUUCUAUCUGACUUCUUUCCUCCAUAAAUACUCUCGAUGAUUGCUUUCGUAACAAGUUGAGCUACUGUUUGUGUGUGUUUGCGUGUUUUCUGCUCGUAAAUGGGAGUCUACGCUACUACAAAACGACAGACGAGAUCGCAUGGAAACUUGAAAGGGAAAGAAAAACACGCAAAUACGCGAGAAACGCAAUGAUACAUUUCCAAAAGUUUUAAAUCUGUUUGUGUCGUUUUCCGGGCGGUAAGGGACUGCUUUCAAGCAGUGUAGGAAGUGUGAGAAAGUCAGGAUGAGCUCAGGCUGUGCAAAACAAACAAAAAAUCAUAUCCUAUUUCGAAUUGAAAUUGGGAAAGUGAAACAGAUUAUGGUUACUGUGUUGGGGUGGGUGCGAUAAAAACUCUCCGUCACCGGAAACGGAAACUGUUUGUUAUUAUUAACAAAAGCGCGUUGCCCGAAGAGAAGGGAUACGCUGUGCUGUAAAUAUUUCUCACGACAAGCUUAUCUCAGUUUUUUGUUCGUUUUUUUUCUGCACUCCAUUCUCUCCAACGUGAGAGGUGGAGAUUAAUUUUUCCUUUAGCUUUCGUACAGCUUUUCUUUAAACGUUUCAAAAGCUCGAAAAUACAGCGCAAGUCGUACUGGACUGCAUCCGCCUGCGCUAUAAUCCUUUUUGCCAUGUAUGAAAGUAAGCUUGGCUGCAUUUCUACACGAUCUACUUCACAUUUCUACGCUCAGUGCACAUUCCGCUUGCAUUCCAGCGGGUGAAGCAACCCCUCUCAAGCGUGUUUAAGAUCCACUGCACCGUGAAUGGAAGGCAUUUCACUAUCGGUAAGCUUCUUACAUACCCAACGGUUUUCUUUUUUCGAAUUAAAUUUCAUUUCCUGUCGCACUGGUGUUAACUAAAGUGCUCCGAAAGUCCACACUCACACCAUAUCGCUCAUCCGCUCGAGAGUGAGUUGCAUUAUAUUUGUGUGAUUUUUUCAACACACACACACACCUUCAGGUUUUAAACUGUGUAAAAUUGUGCAUGAAAUGUGUAGUUUUAUUUCUUUAAUUUCCUCCUUCUGUCUCCCGUUUUUAUACCAAAAAAAACUGCGUCAUUUGGCUUCUGGGUCUUGCAACUGGCGCAAUUUUAUGUAUGGCAGCUCCAGCGGUGGCAGAACACUCUCCCAAAGGUCAACGCUGGGCGGAAGAGGUUCGUCCAAGGCCAAGGAUUGCAUUUGCGUAAACGGUGUAUGCUUCCGGUGGGUGGUCGGAAAAUGCGUGAUGCGGGAAUUGUGUUUAUGUGUAUGUGUGUGAGGUGCGGAUAUGCGGUAAGCGAGUGUGCAUGGUAGGAAUUUUAUAGAAUUUAAAACUGCAACAGACAUGAAACGAAUCUCGUGGGAACAAAAUGAGUACACCGACGCUUAGAUGUUAUCGAUUCCUAUACACGUUUUAAAUGUUAUCGUAUCUGUGAAAGGAAAGUGGCAGACAAAUAGAAGGGCAGAUGAUGAAGGAGAAGGAAAUGAUGAAUAGAAAAUAAAGAGAAAGAGAAUGAAAGAGAGAUAGCAAGAGAGAGAAAAGAGAGGAAGAGAGAGAGAGGGCAAAAGAAUAGUAAGAUAAAAAAGAAAUUCAUUAUCAAAGUAAAACCAAUGUUUCAAAUUAGCUAAACAAAAGCGCAAAGCGAACUAAAAAAAAGGAAAAUAAGAAACGUGAAGACAAAAGUAAACUCCAAACAUUGUGUAUGUGUUUAAUGUCGUUUUAACAUAACGACACAUCUCAAAUUCAACAAGAAACAAACCCACUCAACCGAAACAGGACGGUUUCCCAGUGUUAGUAGAUAAAGCGAGAGAAAUACUCUAUGUAACGUCACGGAAAUGAAAGAAAGCUGCUAAAAACUAAAAAAAAAAAACAUAACACAAAACUGUGUGAGCCAAAAGAAAUGAAAUCUUAAACGUAAAAUGAUAAAAUCAUACACAGUAGAAACACAUCAACGCAAAUUAUAAAACCGAUAUUAAAAGCUAGUAGCAAAACCAUAUUUAAACUUACUGUAAUGGACGAACGAGCACAGUUUAAACAAAUCCACUUGCACGAAAUUCCCAUUUUUUCGAUCUUCGAUAUUCCUGAUAGUUGGUCUAGCUUAUCGCCAAGCAUGUAGCGUACUGGUGGUUAUACACGAAGUUAGAUGAAAGAUGAAACGAACGAGAAGAAAGGUUUAGCUAAAUUUGCCAUUUGCCAUUGUACUCCUACAUUAUAAAAGACGAACACACAUCUAUAUACAUAUAUGUAGCUGUUUUAUAUCGAAUCGCCGUUAUAUCGAAAAUUUCCUAAUACAAGGAUAGAACUAACUAGUGGAGACUUUUAAGAGAAGAAAUAAACGUUACAGAGGAUAAGAAAGAGUGGGAAAAUUGGAUUGGUUAAGAGUAGCAAAUGGAACUAUAAAAUCUAUAAAACUAUUUGUAUCAAAGUCAAUGCAAAAGCAAAGCGAAAGGUUAAAAGAAUAACCGAAUAGCUUAACCAUUGUUGCUAAAUAUCAUCCUCAAGAAUGCCAAAGAUGUUACCAACUUUUCUAGCACGAUGAAACAAAGCAGAGGGAAGCGGGAAGAAACAAACAACUACGAAAUGAUAAAAUCAUUUUUAAGCUUUACUAAACAAAACAUGGAAACCAAAACAACAACAUCUAAAGUCGUAGUAGAAGGUAUCUUUAUUUAGGUUUUGUAUUCCGUUUCGGUUUAAAUGUCACUUUGUGCGCGUAAAGUUAUGUUACUGCUAUGGUUUAGUGUGUACGGGCGGACGGUUCUCUUUUAUAGUACCAUUUAUUAGGCAAACUGCGUUAACCAUUGCUAAAUGCUCAGUGGGAUGAGCGGGUAAGGGCAGACUCGUGAUCAGCGUAACGGAGUCAGUGAUUGAUAGUGUAAUAAAGUACUGAUUUUUCUUCGCUCUUGGUUUAA